Molecule: messenger RNA, 1695 nt
Organism: Triplophysa dalaica
Lineage: Eukaryota; Metazoa; Chordata; Actinopteri; Cypriniformes; Nemacheilidae
Gene: lpar2b
Product: lysophosphatidic acid receptor 2b
Exons: 5
Coding region: 317-1417 (366 amino acids)
Biological process (GO): G protein-coupled receptor signaling pathway
Cellular component (GO): membrane
Molecular function (GO): lysophosphatidic acid receptor activity
Source: RefSeq, a predicted model, not a curated record
ACGCCCUUGCGCAGCAGGAGCGUCUCACAGGUGAGUGCGCGCACACGAGCCGGCGGGGCAAGAACUCGCACGAGAGCGCGGUGCGGUCGGACACGAACCAAACGGCGGCGUGAGAUGAUCAGAUUGAGAUCGGAUCCUGAUCGAGUUCGGCGGAAAAUAGACCAGACUGACAUCACACUGACUGGGUGAACAUUCACAGCUCUGUGUCUUCGCAAAUAAAUGACACCAGCAAUCUGAAGACCCCACCGCUUGAUUUCCAACUAUCAGAUCAUUUUGGUCCGACAGGUCAUCUGUCGCACUUUCUUUGAAUGACCAGAUGGCCACUCUUAAAGACGGGAUUUGCUACAGCAAUAGAAGUGUGGUUUUUUUCUACAAUCUUAGCGAAAAGAAUAUCAGCGAAUCCUGGGGGUCCAAGGACAUUGCGGUGGUCUCUCUCGGAAUGUUUGUCUGUUGCUUCGUGAUCUUCGCCAACAUCCUGGUCAUGUUGGCCAUUUUCAUGAAUCGCAGGUUCCAUUACCCCAUUUAUUACCUGCUGGGAAAUCUGGCGGCAGCGGACAUGUUUGCCGGAAUAUCGUACUUGCAUUUGAUGUUCCACACCGGGCCCUGGACCAGCAAACUGAGCACGUAUCAGUGGUUUGUGCGUCAGGGUUUAAUAGACACCAGUCUGACCGCGUCUGUCAUCAAUCUGAUGGCCAUAGCUCUGGAGAGACAUCAGACCAUCUUCACCAUGCAGCUACACAGUAAAAUGACCAACCACAGAGUCGUGCUGCUCAUCGCCGGCAUCUGGGUCAUCGCCGUAGUGAUGGGCUUGAUCCCUACUAUGGGAUGGAACUGUAUGUGUAAAAUCCUUCAAUGUUCCACCAUGGCUCCGCUCUACAGCCGCAGUUACCUGAUCUUCUGGGCCGUGCUGAACCUCUCUGCGUUUACGGUCAUGGUGGCCGUCUACACUCGAAUCUUCAUCUACGUGCGGCGGAAAACCCACCGGAUGAGCCAGCACACCUCACAAGUCAAACACAAGGAGACGGUGGUUAACCUCAUGAAAACUGUCGUCAUGAUUCUGGGUUGCUUCGUGAUCUGUUGGACCCCUGGUCUGGUGCUUCUCUUGCUGGACGGCCUGGAUCUCACAACAUCCGUUCUGAAGUAUGAGAAGUUCUUUCUGGUGCUAGCGGAGUGCAACUCCUUCAUGAAUCCCAUCAUCUACUCAUACCGAGACAAGGACAUGCGGAACACCUUUAAGCGCAUCCUCUGCUUCCCGUGUGUGCGGCAUGACCAGACGGGGGAGCACUCGGGCGUCCGCUUCAACACCCUCGAUCAAGAGGCUCGUAGGGUGCGUGACGGUGACCCCGGUGAACAGGUGAAUGGAGGCCAGGUUGUGCUUCGAGACGCUGAGAACAUUCUGGAGUCCACAGACAGCUGAGAUGAACGGCCUGAGCUCAUCAUAACGGGAUAUUUUUUAAUGGACACGAUUUUUUUGGGACUCCGUUUCCUGCAGUCUUGUGAAAGGUUCAGUUGAAGGUCAACGUAGUGAGCGUCCCGACUAAAGCUGCCUCACGUGACACAAACAAGUGUUGGUUUUUAUAAGCAUCAUGUUUGUUUGAUGUAGAGAUCGUGUCGGUUCAAACUGUGAAUGCAUCGACUGUAAAUAUUUAGCGUUUUAACUGGGAUUUUUUUAUGAAUCUGCACUAUAGCGUUUGA